AUGGCAUUUGACGGCAGUUGGAAAGUAGACCGGAGUGAGAACUAUGAUAAGUUCAUGGAGAAAAUGGGCAUUAAUGUGGUGAAAAGGAAGCUUGCAGCUCAUGACAAUUUGAAAUUGACCAUCACACAAGAAGGGAAUAAAUUCACAGUUAAAGAAUCAAGCACCUUUCGCAACAUUGACAUUGUGUUUGAACUUGAUGUCAACUUUACCUAUAGUCUAGCAGAUGGAACGGAACUCAAUGGGACCUGGAGCCUUGAGGGAAAUAAACUCAUUGGAAAAUUCAAACGCGUAGACAAUGGAAAGGAGCUGAUUGCUGUCCGAGAAAUUUCUGGUGGUGAACUCAUCCAGACCUACACAUAUGAAGGAGUCGAAGCCAAGCGGAUCUUUAAGAAGGAAUAG
Molecule: messenger RNA, 399 nt
Organism: Peromyscus eremicus (cactus mouse)
Lineage: Eukaryota; Metazoa; Chordata; Mammalia; Rodentia; Cricetidae
Product: fatty acid-binding protein, intestinal
Exons: 4
Coding region: 1-399 (132 amino acids)
Biological process (GO): fatty acid transport
Cellular component (GO): nucleus; cytosol
Molecular function (GO): fatty acid binding
Source: RefSeq, a predicted model, not a curated record